This is a messenger RNA of Closterium sp. Naga37s-1, 1269 nucleotides long. Lineage: Eukaryota; Viridiplantae; Streptophyta; Zygnematophyceae; Desmidiales; Closteriaceae. The record is from the annotation of a GenBank genome assembly.
AUGCGGAAGCACCAACAUUCGAUCAAGCAUGAGGUGGCAGUGGACCGACAACAGUUACGAGACGGCAAGAAUGCGGCUCAGAAGACUAUUGUCGACUUCGAAAACGGUGACGCGGAAGCCAACCGUUUGGCAAAACUGGAAGCUUUGGCGGCAAAGGAUGCCGCCGAGGCCUACCCCGACCUUGACCUCGUCGACAGAGUCGUCCGCUCCUUGGCGGAGCAGCUUGGACGGUCGGGCAACUUCCACCUACGCUUCAAAGAGCUGCAGGAGGUGCUCUGCCAAACAAACCUGGAGCUGCAGGGCAUCCACAGCGUCAGGUGGCUUUCACGUGGUCUGGCGGUUCAGCGUCUGGCGGACAACCUUCCAGCAGCUGUCAUUCUACUGUACGAGAACGACCCGAAGGCCUACCUCCUUGUAACCAGCUUGAAAUUCCACUUCCUGCUGUUUUUCUUGGCUGAUGUGUUGAAGGAACUCGACGCACUCAACCUCAAGUUCCAGCGACGGCAGGUCGACGUGACACACGUGCUGCAGAUGGUGGACAACACCAGGCUCACCCUCCGCAACCGUUACCUGAGUGACGCGGACGACUUCGGAGAGGGGAGCAACGAGCUGAGCGCCUUUUUGGCGAAGCAUGCGUCGUCGGAGAAGAGGGUGGUGAAGGUGACGGGCACCGACUCGACUGGGGCGCCAACCACUCAUGAGUACACCCUCCAUGAGCAGAAGAUUAAAGGUCAGAAAUCUGGCGGGGGCUUGGACGACUGCAUCACACUGGCGAAGGGGUACGUGAAGGAGCUGCUGAAGCGUUUGGAGAGCCGGAUGAAGGAUUUGGGCUCUCUCGAGGGCGCCAAGCUGUUCACGCAGGGGGCGUACCCGAAAUCUCACUCGAAGCGGCAGCGGCGGUUCUUGCAGUGGCUGGAGGCUCUCCGCAAUCUGUUUAAGCGAAAACCGACCGACCCUGACACCCUGCCAGGCGCGAAGAGGAGGCGUCCAGCCAAGGAUGUGGUGAUGGUGCAUGCGCAGAGGCCCGUGAAGCGCACGAAGAAGACCCUUGCGAUGCUGGCCGCGAAGCAGGCGGCAGCAACAGCAGCAGCAGCAGCAGAUGCUGCUGCUCGUGAAGCAGCAGCUGCAGAAGAAGCAGCCAGGCUAGAGGAGGAGUUGGGCCCCUGGCAGAGACGGGCAGGCCACGACAAAGUGCACAUGGCUUCAGAUUCAGAGCUAGACGGGGACGGUGAGGAAGAUUAUUCUCAUGAUAGCGAUAGUGAAUCCUAG